Molecule: messenger RNA, 1680 nt
Organism: Cheilinus undulatus (humphead wrasse)
Lineage: Eukaryota; Metazoa; Chordata; Actinopteri; Labriformes; Labridae
Product: high-affinity choline transporter 1-like
Exons: 8
Coding region: 1-1680 (559 amino acids)
Biological process (GO): acetylcholine biosynthetic process; transmembrane transport; choline transport
Cellular component (GO): plasma membrane
Molecular function (GO): choline:sodium symporter activity
Source: RefSeq, a predicted model, not a curated record
AUGGCUGUGAACAUCCCAGGAGUUAUUUCAAUGGUCUUCUUCUACCUGCUGGUUCUAGGAACCGGCAUCUGGGCCUCUUUCAGGUCCAGAAGGGAGCAGAAGAGAAAUGCAGCCACUGGAAUGGACAUGGCCCUGCUGGGAAACCGUGGGAUUAACUGGGCAGUGGGAAUCUUCACAAUGACAGCUACAUGGAUUGGAGGAGGCUUCAUUCUCGGCAGUACUGAGAUGAUGUACACGCCCUCCAUGGGACUGACCUGGACAAUAGUGAUAAUCAUGGCAUACAGCACAGCUUUUAUAAUAGGUGGUUUGAUGUUUGCUCAGCCCAUGAGGGAGAGAAAGUUUGUGACGAUGCUGGACCCUUUCCGUAUCAAAUAUGGAAAAGCACUUACAGCUGUACUGUGUGUGGCUUCACUAAGUAUUGACCUGACCUGGAUACCAGCGACACUCAUCAGUUUAGGAGGAACCAUGAGUGUGGUCCUGGAUGUAUCGUUUACUGUUUGCAUUUGGAUCUCUGCCAUCAUCGCCAUUAUCUACACUCUGCUGGGUGGCCUCUACUCUGUGGCAUACACUGAUGUUAUACAGCUUGUCCUUGUAUUCAUUGGCUUGGGUGUCUGUAUUCCAUUUGUCCUGAUGAAUCCCUCAACCAUGGACAUCACCCAGACUCUCAUGAACAACACCUUACACGCUCCCUGGAUUGGCAGACCAGGGCUGGAGAAGGCCUGGAUAAUGAUUGAUAAUUUUUUAUUUAUGGUACUUGGGAGUCAGGGGUAUCAGUGCUUCCACCAGAGGACCUUGUCAGCAUCAUCUCCAUUCACCGCCAAGCUUACAUGCUUUGUUGCUGCUUUUUUUGUACUUCUGUUUGGGAUUCCUCCAUUACUAAUUGGAGCAGCUGUUGCAUCGACUGACUGGAACCUGACAUCCUAUGGUUCUCCAUCUCCGUAUGAGCGUGGGGAAGCAGCUAUGGCUCUACCCAUCGCCCUACAGCAUCUCACCCCAUCGUACAUCUCCAUUGUUGGUAUCGGAUGUAUAGCUGCUGCUGUGAUGUCAUCCGCUGAUUCUGGUUUGCUUGCUGCAGCAUCUGUAUUCAGCUCUAACAUAUACAAGAGCAUCCUGAGGCCUCAGGCGUCUGACCGAGAAAUCCACUGGGUGAUUCGUGGGGCUGUUGUGUUUGCUGGCUUGGUUGGCACAUCCUUCACUAGUCUGAAAAACAGCAUCAUAGUGUUCUGGUUUCUUGGUAAUGAAGUUGCCUAUGUGUUGAUCUUCCCUCAACUCGUCUGUGUCAUAUUCUUUGACAUCUCCAAUGGUUAUGGGGCUAUUAUGGGAUUGCUUUUAGGACUGGUGUUAAGAUUGCUCUGUGGGGACCCGACACUGGGAUUAGCACCAGUCAUACACUUCCCAGGAUGCACUCUUGAAGACGGUGUUUAUGUCCAGUACUCUCCAGUUAAGACCUUCUGCAUGCUGUCUGCUUUAGCUGCCACCUUGAUUUUCUCCUACCUGGCUGCAGUGGUCUUCAACAAAGGCCUGCUUCCUGAGAGGUGGGACAUCUUCAGCAUUAAAGCCCAGCAGACACCACAACCACUGACACCAAUAGGUGGUGCCAGUGGACAUGAAGUUGAGCAAAUGAAUGGGAACAACUCUCAGACUGAGGCAUCAGAGCCAAUGAUUGGCACAACCUCUUAG